UUUUAACAAAUAAAUAUUAGCAUAGCAUUUCUCUACAGAUCAUCCGUGAAAUAUUCAGAAAGUAUCUAGUAAUACGUAUUUAUUUUUCUAAAAAUGAUAGAACUGUAAUAAAUUUUAUAUUAACUGUAUUAAAAUAAGUAAUGUGUUAUGCAUAUAAAUCACUUCCUUCACAGAACACAAAUGAAUCCCAAUACAGUCCACCCACACGUAUUUGUAAAAUCUAAGUGACUCGUACAACAUGGAAUUCAUAUAAAACGGAAUAAUCAACAGUGUUAUAGGGGGUCGACUGUAUUAAUUCAUGAAUAUACUUACGCUUACAUACUUGAACAACAGAAAGCAGCUUGCAGGAUGAAACAAAAUUUGCUACUAAAAUUUUAUGUAUCCAACUCUGGACUAAAACUUGACUCCUUGUUACCUAGAGGACAAAAGUACACAUCAUCUGGCUCCACAAGUGAUUGAUAUAGCUAAUGCCUGCAGUUUGAAUGAUAUGAUAAGAAUUCUAUUCAUUGUCAAGUUUUUUAAAAUUAUGGUGAUAAAGAAGUUAAAUUCAGUAUUCUGUUAUAUACUUUAUAUAAAUAUCACAAAGUUUAGUGUAGAUAAUAAUUUUUAUAUAUAAAAUACUUUCUAUAUAAAUUAUUAUAAUGGAUUACUUUUUACUUUUUAGUCUAUAUGCUGGUAUCUUAACUUGGUUAGGACUAAAGAAAGAGGAGGAGGAAGAGGAUCCAUUAAUUACCAUAAUCAAAAUGGGUAUCUUGUCUCUACAGAAAGAAGAAUAUAAUAAUGCAGAGAGUACAUUACAUUUAGCACUGAAGAUGGCUCAGGAAAGGGCUAAUACAGAAGCUGAAACUUACAUAUAUGAUAUUUUAGCUAAUGUUGCCUUUCAGAAAGAGGACUAUGCAAAAGCUGAAAAGUUAUUCCUUGAAGUAACCAGGAGAAUAUUAACUCAAGGAAAAGCCGAAGAUGAUGAUGCUGUAAUAGAAAUCUCUCUUAAAUUGUCUAAAAUUUAUAGUAAAUUGAAACAAUAUGAUAAGGCAGAGACUGGGUUUAAAUUUUGUAUACACACACAACAAAAGAAAUUAGAUCUCAUGAAAUUGGAUAACACAUUGACAGAAGAACAACAAAAUACAUUAGUGUUAUGGGCCAUGGGUAUAGACUGGUACGCACGACAUCUAAUGGAUAGGGGCUAUUUGCAGGAUGCCCAGAAAUAUUUUGAGAAAGCAUUGGCUGUAUCAGAAAGAAUUAAUGGUGCCUCUCAUCCUCAAACUUUAGUUCUCAUUAACGACAUUGGAAGUGUUGCCAGUCUCAGAAAAGAUUUUGAUUCUGCUGUAGAAAUGUUUAAAACAGCUAUAGAAAGAAGUAAAGAAAAUGAAACACCAGAUUUGUCUUCAUUUUACUGUAAUUUAGGAACCACAUAUAUUCGGAAAGGAGAACCUGUUCUAGCAAGAUCAGCUUGUCAUACAGCAUUGAAAUUAGCAAAGAAAUUCAAGAACAAAUUAGCUUCUGAAGAUGCAAAGGAAUGUCUGCAAGAAUUAGAAAACAUUGUUUGAAGAAGUAUUUAAUAGUCCCUGCUAAAAGAAAAAAAGUAUUAUGAAUUGUGAUUAGUAUUGAAAAUGCACAGGAAGCUUCUAUAAUUUUGUAAAUCAAAAAGAAAUAAAUUUAUUUAUACAUUAAUUUUCAUUAGUAAAAUCCUGUUUUGCUUUUGAAUAUUUUAUUAUAUUGUUAAACUAUAAAACAAAAGCUGUAAACUUUAAACAAAAAUUAUUAUUGGAUGUAAGCUGAAGAAAUAUAUAUAUAUUUUUAAUUGCUAUUACAGUAGUAUUGUAGUUAAUUGUUAUUACAACAGCAUAAAUAUAUUCCUACAUUAGAACAAAUUUUUAAGACCAAAAAACUUGUGCUUUUAUAUAAAAUCUAAUUAUAUUUCAUAUUUUCAAAUAGUAAUUAUCCUUCCAUCUAUAUUCAUAAAAAUAUAUUUUUAAAAUAUCUAGGGAGGGAAGGCAGACAAUACUGAGAUAAAUUGCAAUUUUGUAAAUUUAGCAUUCAAAUUUAAUUCUCUACCAUCUUUUUAUUUAAACUUAGAUCCUUGAAAGACAAAAUAUAAAUUUAUA
Centruroides sculpturatus (bark scorpion) is the source of this 2105-nucleotide messenger RNA. RefSeq names its product tetratricopeptide repeat protein 19, mitochondrial-like (gene Ttc19). Gene Ontology annotation, cellular component: mitochondrial inner membrane. Gene Ontology annotation, molecular function: protein binding. The coding region runs from base 642 to 1547 and encodes 301 amino acids. The record is from RefSeq and is a predicted model, not a curated record. Gene Ontology annotation, biological process: mitochondrial respiratory chain complex III assembly. Lineage: Eukaryota; Metazoa; Arthropoda; Arachnida; Scorpiones; Buthidae. The transcript has a single exon.